UUUUUUUCUCUUUACUAUCUCUCCAUCAUGGCAAUCGAAAUGGUCGGCGGGCAGAGUGAUGAUGUCCACCAGACACCCGUCAACAUCACCCCCACUCCGAUGGAGGACUACACCUUUCCGGAGUAUCGCCUCAAGCGCACGAUGAACGACCCUGAAAAGACCCCUCUCUUAUUGGUCGCUUGUGGUUCCUUCUCACCAAUUACCUAUUUACACCUGCGAAUGUUCGAAAUGGCCAACGAUCACGUCAGAUUCGGCACCGACUUCGAACUUAUUGGAGGAUAUCUGUCGCCAGUGUCGGACGCCUACCGUAAGGCAGGUCUGGCCAGUGCGGAGCAUCGAGUUGCGAUGUGCCAACUUGCAGUCGAUCAAACCUCCGACUGGCUGAUGGUGGAUACAUGGGAGCCAAUUCAGAAGGCCUAUCAACCAACUGCUGUGGUGCUGGAUCACUUCGAUCAUGAAAUCAAUGUGGUCCGUGGCGGGGUGGACGCCGGAAAUGGAACCCGGAAGCCCGUUCGCAUUGCUCUGCUAGCCGGUGCGGACCUGAUCCAUACUAUGUCCACACCAGGUGUAUGGAGUGAGAAGGAUUUGGACCAUAUUCUGGGCAAAUAUGGCUCUUUCAUUGUGGAGCGCAGUGGCACAGAUAUUGAUGAAGCCCUAGCCAGCUUGCAGCCCUGGAAGGACAAUAUCCAUGUCAUCCAACAGCUCAUUCAGAAUGAUGUUAGCAGCACCAAGAUUCGACUCUUCUUACGACGUGAGAUGAGUGUGCGCUACCUCAUCCCGGUUCCCGUCAUUCAUUACAUUGAGCAGCAUCAUCUAUAUGAGGAUGAUGGAACGACAGAGAAGGGCAAAGAGAAACAGGAGGGUCGAUAAGGAUGAUACGACCAUCUACUACUGCCUGUUGAGGCAUA
This is a messenger RNA of Penicillium hordei, 908 nucleotides long. Its product is annotated as nicotinamide/nicotinic acid mononucleotide adenylyltransferase. Lineage: Eukaryota; Fungi; Ascomycota; Eurotiomycetes; Eurotiales; Aspergillaceae. Gene Ontology annotation, biological process: NAD+ biosynthetic process. Gene Ontology annotation, molecular function: nicotinate-nucleotide adenylyltransferase activity; nicotinamide-nucleotide adenylyltransferase activity. The record is from RefSeq and is a predicted model, not a curated record. Bases 28 to 870 code for a protein of 280 amino acids. The transcript has 3 exons.